UUUCCAUAAACGGCACAGACAUCCGAUCAACAUGACAAGUCAACUCAUCUUCUUGACCGUGGCGGUCGUCGUCCUGGCACAAUUCUCUUUGGCUUUGCCUGCACGGCAAUCUGUGAAUCAAGAAGCAUUAUCUGCCGCAGAGGCGGAGCACAGCGAAGAAGCAGCUGGAGCUGCAGCAACGGGAAAUUCUGAAAACACGGCCACCGAGUACCAGAAUCAUAAUAUAAUUAAGCUUACGUUACGUGAAGAAUCAUUGGUAAUCGAGAUCAACUCUGAGAAAUUUGCAAUAGCGAAUAAAGAUAUCCGACACCGUCAUGAUAACGUUACUGCAACGAAUACCGAUGAAUCAAGUGCAGCCCUCGCUCACGUACAGCAAAGCGUAGAAUCGGACUGACAAUGAGUUAUCUCUUUCAUCGAGAAUGAUAUUCAUCCGGCCGCAGGUUCAACUUGUGUGAAAAUUUUUCUUCCUACUAUAUUUAACCAUGCGACGUUGCAGUGCGUUCGAUUAUGUAAUUUUAUUUAUUGUGUGUUUAUAAAUAAAAAUAUCUGG
Neodiprion fabricii is the source of this 550-nucleotide messenger RNA. RefSeq lists its product as uncharacterized. The transcript has 2 exons. Lineage: Eukaryota; Metazoa; Arthropoda; Insecta; Hymenoptera; Diprionidae. The record is from RefSeq and is a predicted model, not a curated record. Bases 32 to 394 code for a protein of 120 amino acids.